Messenger RNA from Dovyalis caffra, 1185 nucleotides. Lineage: Eukaryota; Viridiplantae; Streptophyta; Magnoliopsida; Malpighiales; Salicaceae. The record is from the annotation of a GenBank genome assembly.
AUGCUUUCUCCGACUCCACUGUCACUCUUUUGUGCUUUAAUCCUUUGCUUACCCUUGGCCAUUGUCUUCACCAUCACCACCCCUACCACCACCUCCCCCACCAUUAGUGAUUGGAAACAAGACAAAGUUACAAUCGUUUUAACUGAAACCUAUAUCUCAAAACAUAAUCAUAAACUCAAAAUCAAAACCCCCAUUUCACCACCACCGCCAAAACAACUAUCACAAACCCUUCCACCUCCUCCACCGCCUCCACCACCACAAGAUGAUGACUCACUUUUACACCUUGCUUCCCAAGUCAAUCGAAGGCCCAAAUUACCUGAGAAAAUAGCUUUCUUGUUUUUGGCCACUACACCUCUUCCCUUUGCACCACUAUGGGAACUCUACUUUAACCAAAGUAGGAGUACUCUCUUUAACAUCUAUGUCCAUGCAGACCCAACUUACAAGUACGACCCGCCGUUUACGGGGGUUUUCACUGACAAAGUCAUCCACUCAAAACCGGCUAAAAGACAAACCCCAACUCUCAUCUCGGCGGCGCGUCGAUUACUAUCCCACGCGCUUCUUCAUGACCCUUCCAAUUCCAUGUUUGCCCUUUUAUCCCCUUCUUGUAUCCCCUUACAUUCAUUCGACUUCACGUAUAAAAUUUUGACUAACUCGAGGAAGAGUUUUAUCGAGAUACUCGACAAUGAGGGCGGUGCUUAUGAUAGAUGGGCGGCGCGGGGUUACGACGCGAUGCUUCCGGAGGUGAGGUUUGAGGAUUUUCGCAUUGGGUCCCAGUUUUGGGUAUUGACACGUAAGCAUGCGAGGAUGGUAGUGAGGGACCGGAGGAUCUGGCCCAAGUUUAACCAAACUUGCUUGAGGGAAGCCACGUGUUAUCCUGAAGAGAAUUACUUUCCUACCCUUGUCCAUAUGCGGGACCCUCGUGGCUCAGUUUCUGCUACACUGACAAGCGUUGACUGGAGUGUUAGGGCUGGUGGUCACCCACGCAUGUAUAAGGCCUCUGAGGUGGGCCCGGAUUUGAUCUCGAUUUUGAGAGACAAAAGGCCUAGGUAUGGUUACGAAGGAAUCAACGGAUCUGAUUUGUAUGUGAUGCAACGAAAUGACCCGUUUUUGUUUGCGAGAAAGUUUUCUCCUGAUUCGAUCCAGCCGUUGAUCGGUAUAGCGAAGGAUGUCAUCUUGAAAGAUUAG